AUAACGCCGGUAUUCUUGAAGAACCCCGUGUUGUAGGAAUGCGGUUCAGUCUGGCGCAACGGGAGUCAAGCUCGGUUAGAAUGAAUAAUUUAAGGCCAGUUUCGUUGUUAUCGUUAUCCCAGGAGUAAGGAUAAUAAAAUAAAGAACGGCUAUAGCAUCGUCUCUCACGUCUCCUCCCCGUGUAUGUGGAUUAUGCCAUAAGGUCUAAGUAGCCAAAAUGACGUCGAAUCUAGAGUGGGGAGAGAAGACUUCCGGACUAGAGGUCGCCAGUACUUACGCCCAAUACAUCGAAGGCAAGAAUGUUCUGAUCACUGGCGUAGCGCCAGCAGGUGUUGGUGAAGGAACCGCCAUCGCUUUCGCAUCUCAGAAACCUACAACUCUGAUCCUGGUAUCAAGAACCAAAGAAAAGCUCGAUAGCGUAGCAUCACAUAUUCGAGAAUUAUACCCAGAAGUUGAUGUACGAGUCGUUACAAUAGACUUAGCAUCCCAGGCCUCAAUUCGCAAAGCGGCUGCUGAAGUCACUGGCAUAAUCUCGAAGUUGGAUAUACUAGUGAAUAAUGCCGGUGCCACUUAUAAUGCUCGCCACUGGACAGUUGAGGGGAUCGAGAUACAAUUUGGCGCGAACCAUAUCGGCCCGUUCUUAUUCACGAAGCUCAUGCUUCCUCUUUUAAAAGAAGCAGCUAAACAGUCACCUGCCGGGGCGACUCGAAUUGUCAACCUGUCUAGCCACGGACAUCGACUAUCUACCAUUCGAUUCCAUGACUACAAUAUUGAAAACAAGGAGGUCCCCGAAGAAGAGAAGCCCUUCUCUCCUUUAUCACCUGUCUUCGGAAGGGUCCAAGAAGAUGGCUAUAUGCCUACCAUUGCGUAUGCUCAAAGCAAAACGGCCAACAUAUUAUUCACGCUGUAUCUUCAAGGGCACUUACAGGCGGAUGGAAUUAUGUCGUACGCCGUACACCCAGGAGGUGUUGAUAGCCAGCUUGGCCGAGAACAUGACGAUGAGAUGGCCGAUGCUAUUGCGAAGACGUCCACGUUCUGGAAGAACUGCGACCAAGGCGCGUCGACAACCCUUGUUGCAGCGUUAGACCCUGCAUUAAAUACUCGUGGUGGCCUCUACUUGUCCGAUUGUCAAUUCUUUCCCAGCGCAGAUUACGCAAAGGAUCCCAGCAUAGCCGAGCGUCUUUGGCACUUAAGUGAGGGUUUGAUCGGGGAGAAAUUCAAUCUAGAGUGAAUGUCGUAUCGGUGCGUCGUACAGCGAAGGCGGAUCACCACCUUAGGAAAGAUAGAUCAGUGUAUAGAAAAACUUGAGGUGGUAACAUACGUUAUAGACGUCAUCUAGCAUAAUAAUUAACAUAGCUACAUGUAGGUACUGCGAUGUUCACAUGUUCUAGUCUCCCGGGCAAGAGUAUUUAUAGGCCAAUAGGCCAGAUCUCCUAAAAUGAUCUAUUAUAAACAUAUUGGUUCUGUGGCACUGUUUCUAUUUUAAGCUUAGCCACCAGCCAGUAUUGAUUAACCCCGUUGAUAAAUGUACAGGAGUAUGUCCAUCGCAAGCCUAGAAUGG
Messenger RNA from Daldinia decipiens, 1561 nucleotides. Its product is annotated as NAD(P)-binding protein. The record is from RefSeq and is a predicted model, not a curated record. Lineage: Eukaryota; Fungi; Ascomycota; Sordariomycetes; Xylariales; Hypoxylaceae. Bases 218 to 1231 code for a protein of 337 amino acids. The transcript is spliced from 4 exons.